CACCCUAGAAGACGAGUCACGAGUCCGACGAACCAGCAGCAGUGCCAAACCAAAAACGAAACACAGAAAUUAGGAGGAGGGCUUUAGAGCCUUCUGAAUCCGCAGAGGAAAGCAAAGAGUAAAAAUUACAACUGAAGGAAAAAUGGGGUGGAUCGGAGAUACUGUCGAUUCCAUCAAAUCCAUCCAGAUCCGCCAGCUCCUCACUCAGGCCGUCAGUCUAGGAAUGAUUGUUACAUCUGCUCUAAUAAUAUGGAAGGGGUUGAUGUGCAUCACUGGUAGUGAGUCUCCUGUAGUGGUUGUUCUAUCUGGAAGUAUGGAACCUGGCUUUAAGAGGGGGGAUAUUUUGUUUUUGCACAUGAGUAAAGAUCCAAUUCGUGCAGGAGAGAUUGUUGUUUUUAAUGUAGAUGGCCGUGAAAUUCCAAUUGUCCAUCGUGUAAUCAAGGUACAUGAAAGGCAAGAAACGGGGGAAGUUGAGGUCCUCACAAAAGGAGAUAAUAACUAUGGGGAUGACAGACUUUUGUAUGCUCAAGGUCAGCUGUGGCUGCAGCGGCACCAUAUCAUGGGGAGAGCUGUUGGGUUCUUGCCUUAUGUUGGUUGGGUGACAAUUAUCAUGACCGAAAAGCCUAUUAUCAAGUACAUUCUUAUUGGCGCAUUGGGAUUGCUUGUCAUAACUUCAAAGGACUGAAAGAUUUAGCAAUAUGAAGAAGGCCAGGGAAAAAAACGAUUCAAAGAGUAGAAAGUGGCUGUUACCAUUUUUUCCCUCUUGGGAGAGAUUUUACAACCCCUUUUUGAAAGCUGAACAAAAGAAAAGAUAAUUUUAUCAGAUAAAUUACUAUGUGACAGAUUUUUAUGCAUGACUAGUUACAGAACCUUGAUUUUUUUUUUUCA
This is a messenger RNA of Manihot esculenta (cassava), 888 nucleotides long. Its product is annotated as signal peptidase complex catalytic subunit SEC11A. Bases 143 to 685 code for a protein of 180 amino acids. The transcript is spliced from 8 exons. The record is from RefSeq and is a predicted model, not a curated record. Gene Ontology annotation, molecular function: serine-type endopeptidase activity. Gene Ontology annotation, cellular component: membrane; signal peptidase complex. NCBI's taxonomy places the organism in Eukaryota, Viridiplantae, Streptophyta, Magnoliopsida, Malpighiales, Euphorbiaceae.